AAAAUGGCCUAACCAGAACAACAAGAAGUUUUCUCAAUAAAGCCAACACUUCUUUCUCAACCCCCAAAUAGAGAGAGAGAGCAGAGGAUCAAUGAGACGGAGGAACAGGAGCGGUCCUAAGCUCGAGUUGAAGCUGAACCUUUCGCCACCUCCUUCUCAAGGCGAGCAGAUGAGUAUGGUUCGGUCUCCAAGCAGAUCAAACACAGCUUCACCAAACUCAUGCGUUUCCUCUGAACCGAGCCAGGAGGAGAUGGAGAAACCAAUCUCAAUGGUCCUCGUCGGUUGCCCUCGUUGCCUUAUGUACGUUAUGCUCUCUCAGGAUGAGCCAAAGUGUCCUAAAUGCAAAAGCACCGUCCUACUCGAUUUCUUCCAUGAAAACGCCUCUGCCGAUACAACCGCUCCCGCCGUCACCACUAAACGCAAUAAGAGCUUCAUAACCAAUAUUUAAAACUUAAACCUAUAGGCUGAUCCAACCGUUCUUGUUUCUGUAUUUUCUCUUGCAUCUUCUAGUAGUCGUUUGUCAUUGAGUAGUGCUAAUCACUGCUCCACUUUGAAAUGUUGUCUAUUGUUUUGCUUGUCCAGAAAACAUAGUUAAAAUGGUACCGUAUGAUAUAAAUUAGUUUUUAUGGACUAUAAAUUAGUUUUUAUGGACUAUGGUACUACGUACUACUUAAUAUGUGUGUAAA
Messenger RNA from Brassica oleracea var. oleracea, 686 nucleotides. RefSeq lists its product as uncharacterized. The coding region runs from base 92 to 448 and encodes 118 amino acids. The transcript has a single exon. NCBI's taxonomy places the organism in Eukaryota, Viridiplantae, Streptophyta, Magnoliopsida, Brassicales, Brassicaceae. The record is from RefSeq and is a predicted model, not a curated record.